Pomacea canaliculata is the source of this 6443-nucleotide messenger RNA. RefSeq lists its product as uncharacterized. The coding region runs from base 591 to 5966 and encodes 1791 amino acids. The transcript has 39 exons. Gene Ontology annotation, molecular function: protein binding. Lineage: Eukaryota; Metazoa; Mollusca; Gastropoda; Architaenioglossa; Ampullariidae. The record is from RefSeq and is a predicted model, not a curated record.
GCAGUAAACAACAUGGAGUUAAUAGGAUAACUACGGCAGGAAUCUCAGUUGAAGACUAGCAGACACAAAAUCAGUUCACAUUUGGCAUUGUGACAAUGCCAUGACGCUCAAGUUACCGUAAACGAAGGCUACUCCAGAACAAGCUGUACCACAAAACACGGAAAGGUUUUAAUGUUUUCAAUCAGCAGAAUUCGACAGUAAAAUCAAUGCAUGUGGAAGGAGUCAUCACAAAAGUCCUUGUACUCUACCCUCUCCUAACAUGCAUUGAUGAGUGUCAGUAAUGUGCAUAGCACUAACCACAUGAAUUAAUGCCUUUGCACAGACUUGAGAAAGUCAAUCUCAUUAUAUUUAGAAUGCAUGUAUCACAAACGCCAUGUCCUUUAAGCUGAUCUCAUUGACUUUUACUCUCCCAAUGUGCUCAGGAAUGAGAGAUGGCUAGCGUAAUUCAUUCAUCAAUAUCUCCAGCAACAGCAGACUGCCCAGGUUGGCAUCAGCACUAGCUAAAAAACUUGACAGGAGCAGACAUUAAUGUCAGUGAUCAGGGCAUAACUUCAGUUCAAAUUUGUCAGUUCCUAAAUGAGAAAGACACUAUGUCACUGGUUAGCACUGACAGCUCACUCUUUUUGAGUCUUUCUGGAGAGUCUGAAAGUGAUGAAGAUGAAAGAUCAAAUGUUGUAGAUGAUGUUUGGGAUCCUGUUUUUGAAGAAAUUAAGCAUUGUUUGUAUAAGUCUGACAGUGCCAAAAGUAAAACUUCAUCUGAGCAUAACUCAGAAGAAAGUGUGACUUACAACAUUUCAGACUAUUUUACCAACGUUCCUUAUGGGCUUCAGCCUAGGGAUACAUAUGAGCAUGACAAGAAAAAUACAGACAUCAUGGGAGUCACUUACAAUGGGAGGAUGAGACAGUUUAUUAUUCUUGAUUCCAAGGGCAUCACAACAUGGAAGAGAGAUGCAGUUGAUUUCAGGGUAACAAGGAGCAUGUUAUACCCUAAGUAUGAAUAUCGCCUGAUCACUUACCUGGUGUAUGCCAAGAAAUACAACUGCUAUUUUGCUCUUGGAAAAGAUUUUUCUUUGAAGGUUUUAAACCGAGAUUUCUAUGAGACAUGCUCUGUCAGUUCUAACCUGCGAUCUAUCCUUUUUAUGCUGUUUAAUCCUGUUCGUGAUGAGCUGAUUACUGGAGGAGUUGGUGGUGCAAAGGUAUGGCAUUUUCAUCAGUCAUCUAGCAAAAGUUACCAGGAACUGAAGCCCCUUGCUAACUACCAGCUUAGUCUGAAAUAUGAAUUGCCAAAUGUGGGUGGCAGCUGGGUGAAACACGUAGACCUGGACUACAUUCUGGAACACUUAUACUGCUGUUCAGAUACAGAUCUACAUGUGUACGACUUGCAGGGCAAGGAACUUUUCAAGUUUGAAAGAGCACACACAAUGUCCAUCACAGGAUGUCGAUUCUCCAUCUCUGCCAAAGUCUUGGUUACUUCCUCUCUUGAUAGUGAGGUGAAAGUCUGGAGUCUUACUGGUGGUCUCGUUCACACAUUUCGUGGCCACUCAAGGGCAGUAACCAACCUUCUCAUUCACCCCCAAACCUCUUCCAUCAUCAUCACCUGCUCUUUGGAUGGCUCUCUGCGCAUGUGGUCAUUAGAUACCAUGGAUGUCUUUUACAAUCUUGUGGUUUCAGCUUCAGGCUUAUUGUGGAUGGGACUGACUGAUGAUAACCUUCUGUACAUUAGCACAGCUCACAACAUUACCCUCUGGAAUCUAAACCAUUUUAUCCACUUCUGGAGUCUGACUCGCAGUCAGGUUAAUUGCUUGCAGCUGGAAGGUUGUCCUGGUAAAACAAAGCGUGUGCUUGCUGUAGGGGAGGAUAGCAGCGUGAGACUGUUUUCCAGAAAGGAUCAAAAAAAUAUGUCCACAGUUUUGCCACCACCAAGUCUCACCCCUUUACAGAAAAUCCUAGGAGUGUGCUACAGCCGCGAGUUCAAUGUCAUUUUUGUGCUUGUCAAUCCACAGAGCAUAUGGGUCUAUACUACCAGAACGGAUCCAGCUUGUAGAAUGGCUGUGUGGGAUGUACAUCGUAUUCAGUCAGCAUAUCUUCAUGCAACAAGUACAUUACACCAGGAAAGCAAGACUAUUCCAACGCACCGUGCUACAGAGAAUGGAUAUGGUAAUGAGUCUAUAGUCAACUGCUGCUGUGUAUGUAUCUUGAAGUCAUCUGCCAUGGUUUGGACAGAUGAAGGCUGCUGCUGCCCCAUCAGGCACUCAUAUCUUCUGCUUGGAUUGGAGGAUGGGCGUGUUUUAUUUAUGGAUCCUGUUAUCAAAGGCCAAAAAUACAUGGAGUUCAAGGUGUCAAAAGAUCCUGUGGUGAGCUUACACCAUGACAUGGACUACAAAAUGCUGGUGACAGUCUGUCGGUUGACACAUAUGACCUAUUUACAGUUCUGGAGCCUGCCUGAUCUGGAACUGCAGCACGAGGUGUUUUGUGCGCCAGACCUAGCUGCCCAUGCUCACAUUGGCUACAUGUGUGUGACAGGCCAUGAGAGUGGUCAUGUUUUGUUUCAUACACUUGAGCUGGCUACUGAUCCAGGGCUGUUAAAGGGACGAAUUGUGCCUGAAGUGGAUGACAUUAUUGAUAUAAGCCAUCGCCCAGAACACCUGGCAUCUGUUAUUACUGUAGAUGCCUGCAUCUCAAUGAAGGUCUUUUGUUCCUGCAGUAAGGAUGGAGCUAUCAAAAUUUGGGAGGAGAUGGGUGCUCUCUUGACGGAGAUAAUGCUGGAUGAUUCCCUCAGCGCUGCCUGCUUUUUGAAUAAAUCUGCAGAUCUCAUUGUUGCCUACAGGAAACAUAUCUUCUUCAUAGAUCACACCAAAGUCUGUCCACAUCUCACACCAACAGAAGAGGACAAUUACACUUUUGAUAAAGAAUCCUUUGUCUAUGAAGACCUUGCUGUCAUGUAUGAAGGAGUGACUGCAAACCCUGAUCCCAUUGAUCUUGAUAACUACUUGGUUCCAUAUGAUAUAGAGUUUUCCAAAGAUUUCCUCGAAGGUAUACUGGAUCUUGAACCUGUCAAAGUGAAGACUGAGGAAUCAGUUGAGGAGAGUCAGAUAUCCUUGGCCCCUACAGAUUUGUACAUUUCUCCACCCUUAACCCCUAACAGCUUGUCUGCUGUGGACUUGAUUGUGGAGUCAGAGGUCACAAAAUAUGACCUUCUUAAGCAGAUGUCCACUACAGUGCAGCUGUUGAUAGAUAGAGAAUAUGAGGCCCAAGUAAGAAAAGAGGGUCUUCCAGUUUCUCCCCAUUCAGGCGGCAAAAAGAAGUCCAAGUCUGAUAAAGAAGCAAAGAAAAGGAAACAAGAAUUACCAGACAUGAAAGAAGAGAUGACAGCAUCAGCAGGCCUGGCUCAAACACAGAAACAGAAAACUAUAGAAUCUCAUGAGAAUGAUAAAGAAGAGCAAGAAAUAGCAGUGGAAAAGACAGGAGACUGGAGAAAGCAGUGGAAGUCUAUCAAGCUUCCAAAGUUUGGUGUGUCACCUGGACCCUCUCCAACCCCCUCCCCUCCAUGUAGCCCUGUUCCUGUGGCAGUGUCUAACGAACAAGGAUCUUCUGAGUCCGAAGAGACCGAUGAAGACUUUGUAAAGCAGGGGUUAUUGCCACCAAAAAAGAUCCCUGACCUCGAACUUGUUGCAGAGGCUGUUUUGGAAAGAGAAAGAAUCAGAAAAAAGAAGGAGAAAGCAAGUGAAGUUCAACACAAAAUACCUGUGCCAGAGAAGGUAGAAAUAAUUUCUUCUGCAAAAAAGACACGGAGAGCCAUAGCUGAUGUUGAAAUCGAUGUAAAAAGUUUGAUGAAAGAUCACAGUCGAAAGGCACCACCCAUGAAGAAAGAAGCUGAUCACAUCCACAGUACAGUAGAGCUUCCUGUGGCUACAAAGGAGAGGACUGUGAGGGAGACAGACAAAAAGAAAAUCACUGGGGAGCGAAGACUUCCAAAGCGAGGCGUUCGGGCAGCACCACAAUCUAAGAACCAGGACAAAGAAAAGGAGGAGGUCCUUCAGAAAAUGGAUCAAGCAAAUGCUUCUUAUCUGAUGCCUUUGGAUCUUCUGGCAAAUGAGAACAAAAUAAUUAAAGACGAUAUUGAUGAUCACACUGUGGGUAAAGGAGAGAAGUACAAAGAAAAGGCACCAGAAACUGUUGUUGCUAGCAGCGAUUCUCAAAACAUAGAGGGCGCAUCUGCACCUGCAGACUCUUCCAUCAGUCUUGCAACAAGAACACAAGACUGGAUGAUGGCAAUGGAAAUUCCACCGCUCCCUUCAGUUCCAAAAGCUGUAGAUCAACCACCGCCAUCAAAUGCAUUUCUUCCUGCAAAGUCUUCUGCCAAAAUGCACCCAAUCGAUUUCUCGGUUAAUUAUAUCUCUGGUGGUGAUGGAUUAUUGAAAACACCGGACAUAGACAGGAGAACAGUAAGGGUGGCCUCCUUGCCUUCUGUGAAUGAGAUGGUGCAUGACAGUGGUAUGCCUACACCAUCCAUUUUUUCAGAGACAGAUGCAAACUGUACCACAACAUCAUUGAGUUUGACAGCUAGCAAACAGGUAGAUGGCUCUUCUUUGAUUCAAGAGGAAGUGCUCAGGCAAGAAAAACAGAGCCGGUUUCAACCAAGAACAGUUCCUUAUGCACUUUCUCAGCAAGGAUCACUGCACAUUAUCUUGCCACAAAUAGAGGAGUCAAGCCAUUCAGACAGUGGCCAAGCACUCAGUUUCAGUCCACGUUCAUCUGAUAGCAAGUCACCCAGGUCAACUUGCCCUCCAUCAGCUCUUAGCUCAGUGUCUCAUAAUCAGCAGACCACAUUGACACCAGUUUUGGAUGUGCAUGGAUUUCCUGAACAAAGACCUGGUGUUGCAGACAACACACCUACAAGAAUUUCUCCACACUCAGUUCUCGAUGGAGAGUUUGGUUCAUCACCCCAUCAGGUUUCCUCUUACAACCACGAGGAAGAUAGCAAAGCCUGGUCCCACGCAAGAAUCUCUGAUAUUUUGCAGGCAAGAAGACCAGCCACUACACUACAGGCAGCAUGCCAAACUAAUCAGGGGGAAGAAUGUAACAUCAUACGUCCCCUUACUGCUGGUGUCACAAGCUUUCACAGAGAACUGGAAUUAAUAAUAGAGCUCCCUUCUACAGCUGAAGAACUGACAUCUGCAGUUGAAGCUGCACUGUACCGUUAUAAAAGUGGCACAUCACAGGAACAAGACAAAUGGUACAUCAACAGUGGUAAAAACUUUGAAACAAAUUGGCAUGAAAAAGCAAUUGAAAGGCAUAUGUUGCUAAGGAUGCAGCGUGCUUUAAGAGCACACACAGCACAACAGCGGCGACAGAAGGCUUUCGAAGAACAGCAGCAGAAGUGGCUGGCACGUCAAAAUGAGGAGCUGAUGAGUACCAGCAGCAAAAUGGCUGACUUAGCACCACCACUUCUGAAGACAAGGCCUGCCACUGCCUAUGCCUCCACUUUGCAUCCUUCACCCUCUGAUCCAGCUCCCACCCCUAAUGCCAGUCGGCUACACACAGCAAGAGGAGGCAGAAAAAGAGCCUCACUGCAUGAGUAUCAAAAGGAACAAGUGAAUAACAAGCAGCUGAACAACGAACAGCCAUACAGGUUUCGCAUUCAAGAGACAGUCCCUGGGAGCAUGCCUGCUCACCACAGCUCUCUCUUCAUUGAUCCUUGGAGGCUGGAUCCCCGCAACCCCAAGGCAAUCAGACCUCACUCCAGCAAAUCCAUACCUAGCAAGAACAAUCGAUAUGUGCUGCUAACCCGACCACGCUCAAGCGCUCAGCUCCCAAUACCAACCUCACUGGAGGAAGAUCUAAUGGCAAGUCGCUUUCCAGAUCAGUGCCAUCGUCUUAUGCAAAACUUUGGAUCUGCUUUCCGACUUACUCGCCAGAACAGCGGCAUCAUUCCCUACAGUCCUUAUGUGCACUCUUAUUACUAAACUAACUUUACUGACUGAAAGUCAACUCUCUUUGCUUGUAACGUUUUAUUUGUAAAUAUAUCUUCUAGUCCUAAAUAUUUUUUGGCUUGUGAGUACUCUUUGCAAUUAUUAUUAAAAAUUUAAGCAUACAGAGGCCACAAAAAGCCUUCACUGCGGUUUAUAUAUGUUCUUACAUUUCCUCUUUAAGAAAUGACACGGUUUUAAAAACGUUUACUUCAAUUGUAACUGUUUUGCCCAACAUUUUCUGAGACAUCACAUAGUUAAAGCUGUCUUAGAUGUUAAAUGAUUAAAGUUAGCCUUAUUAUUUUAUCUUUGGUCAGACUACCAAUUAUGAAAUAUGCCUGCAAACUAUGCCACAAUUGUGUCCAAGGUAAAAGUCAGUGGUGCAUCAUGAAUAGUUGCUGAAAUAAUUAUCCAGCAGUUAGUAAAGAAAAAUAAAAACAGCAGCAAAAAAUGAUACUGAACUUUUCUUUAACU